CGAAUCCGCGCACAUGAAAGGAAAACCAAACCCCCUGUCACACAACGCCCACUCGCUCUAAGCUUGAGGCCUCAGCGUACUCUCACCUCUCUCAAGAGCCGUCAUUGCAGAAAGAAAGAAAGUAAUGCAGAGACUGCCUCUUCGUUGAAUUAAAUAAGAAUAAUUAAGAUCCGACCAGAUUGAUUGCCGAAGAAUCCGAGAUCUCUUCAUCUCACAGAGUUGACUAUACUGAGGUUUUCUUUUGGUGAUCGACCGAUGGCAUCGGAGGAUGUGAAGGCGAGCGAAUCGGCUGUGACUACUAUUGUCAAUUUGGCGGAGGAAGCUAAGCUUGCGAGAGAAGGAGUCAAGGCUCCUAGCCUUGCUAUUCUUAGCAUCUGCAAGUCUCUUGUUGCCGGUGGUGUUGCUGGUGGAGUGUCUCGCACUGCUGUUGCUCCCCUGGAGAGGAUGAAAAUACUGCUACAGGUUCAAAAUCCACAUAACAUAAAAUACAAUGGAACAAUUCAAGGGUUGAAAUACAUAUGGAGGACUGAGGGUUUUCAUGGACUAUUCAAAGGCAAUGGCACCAAUUGUGCUCGUAUUGUCCCAAACUCGGCAGUCAAGUUUUUCAGCUAUGAGCAAGCUUCAAAGGGAAUAUUGUAUCUCUAUCAACAGCAAACUGGUAAUGAGGAUGCUCAGCUCACUCCUCUUUUACGCCUUGGAGCUGGAGCAUGUGCAGGAAUUAUAGCAAUGUCUGCAACUUAUCCCAUGGAUAUGGUACGAGGCAGGCUAACUGUACAGACUGAGAAAUCACCUUAUCAAUAUAGAGGAAUGUUCCAUGCUCUAUCAACCGUGCUUCGGCAAGAAGGCCCACGGGCACUAUAUAAGGGCUGGCUUCCUUCUGUCAUUGGAGUUAUUCCAUAUGUGGGUCUCAACUUUUCAGUGUAUGAAUCUCUAAAGGAUUGGUUGGUUAAAGCUAGACCAUCUGGACUCGUUGAAGAUUCUGAAUUGAAUGUGACUACAAGGCUAGCUUGUGGGGCUGCAGCUGGAACCGUUGGCCAAACUGUUGCUUAUCCUCUUGAUGUUAUUCGCCGGCGGAUGCAAAUGGUGGGAUGGAAAGGUGCUUCUUCCAUCGUCACUGGUGAUGGGAGGAGCAAGGCCCCACUCGAGUAUACUGGCAUGAUUGAUGCAUUCAGGAAAACUGUUCGGCAUGAGGGCUUUGGAGCAUUAUACAAGGGUUUGGUACCAAAUUCAGUGAAGGUAGUUCCAUCCAUAGCAAUUGCAUUUGUGACAUAUGAGAUGGUGAAAGACAUUUUAGGAGUCCAGAUCAGAAUAUCAGACUGAAGUCCCAGGGGUCCUGCCUGAUAUUUGUUGAAUCAGGGUGCUAUUUUUGUAGGCAAGGGAAUAGAGAGAAGGUAAACUAGCUCAUGCAAAAGAGCGAGUUUAGAAACAUGUUUAAGACUGUUUAUGCUUAGCCUUAAGAUUCUCAUUCAUUUGUUGUGUCAAUAAAGCAUGCUGAUGGGACGACUCAUGAUUUGUAAUUUCAUGCUUCAUAAGAGCUGAAGUAAUUUUCUGAA
Messenger RNA from Populus nigra (black poplar), 1553 nucleotides. Its product is annotated as mitochondrial adenine nucleotide transporter ADNT1. Lineage: Eukaryota; Viridiplantae; Streptophyta; Magnoliopsida; Malpighiales; Salicaceae. The record is from RefSeq and is a predicted model, not a curated record. Bases 256 to 1320 code for a protein of 354 amino acids. Gene Ontology annotation, biological process: transmembrane transport. The transcript is spliced from 8 exons.